CGCUCAUAGCACAUUUUCUCUCUUUUUUUUUUUUUGAAUGGAACCCUAGUUCUCACCGUCUCGAUUCGAUUCCCCACACGCGCAACUUUUUGAUAUGAACAUGUACAGAGAUCGAGGGGCAGGUGGCUCAUCCAAGGCCGGAGAGGUGUUGGAUCGGAAGCGAAUCAACGAUGCGCUGGAUAAACAUUUGGAGAAAUCGUCGCCUUCCAAAUCAAGAAACAAGGGUUCCGCCCUAGCGAUGCCCUCCACCUCCGCCGCCGCCGGCAAGCAUGUUGAUCUCAGGGACAUCCGUUCUUCAACCGCCCUCACCGCCAGCAAAACCAAGCUCUCCGAGGAGGAAUCUGAAACAGACAGUGAAGAGUCUGAUGUCAGUGGUUCUGACGGAGAUGAUACAUCUUGGGUUUCAUGGUUUUGCAACUUGCGUGGAAAUGAGUUUUUUUGUGAAGUUGACGAUGAAUAUAUUCAGGAUGAUUUCAAUCUAUGUGGAUUGAGCAAUCAAGUCCCGUAUUAUGAGUAUGCACUUGAUCUAAUACUGGAUGUAGAAUCAUCUCAUGGUGAUAUGUAUACCGAGGAACAGAAUGAAUUAGUUGAAUCAGCUGCAGAAAUGCUGUAUGGCCUUAUUCAUGUCCGUUACAUCUUGACAAGCAAGGGAAUGGCUGCUAUGUUAGAGAAGUAUAAAAACUAUGAGUUUGGAAGAUGCCCUAGAGUCUACUGCUGUGGACAGUCAUGCCUUCCAGUUGGACAAUCAGACAUCCCACGCUCAAGUACUGUGAAGAUUUACUGUCCAAAAUGCGAUGACAUUUACUACCCUCGAUCUAAAUACCAAGAUAUCGAUGGGGCAUAUUUCGGAACCACAUUCCCCAACCUGUUCUUGAUGACAUACGGACACCUCAAGCCUCAGAAGCCAACUCAGAACUAUGUCCCUAGAGUUUUUGGCUUCAAGAUGCACAAGCCUUGAAGAACAAGCUCCAACAACAUGCUACCGAGCUUCUAAAUUAAUGUUCCAGAAAAUGGACUGCUGAGGUGUACAGAUGAUGGAUGAGUAGUUACAAAAACCAGGUAAAAUUGCAGCAGCUAUUGAUGUUAACCAAAAUUACCCAGUUGAUGGGGAAGCAUUUCAUGCAUUCCAAUCAAGCAGGUCUUGUUUAAAUUCAGAGAGCAUGUAAGCCUAUUUCUUUAUUUUGGUGAGAAUUGUCUAAAUAUUUCCUCAUGUAGUCCUUUGCGCAUGUGCAAUGCUUAAAUCAGCUGUACAAAUUUAUAUGGGAGCAGCCUAUUGAAAUUUUUGGGGAUUCGACA
Molecule: messenger RNA, 1296 nt
Organism: Salvia hispanica
Lineage: Eukaryota; Viridiplantae; Streptophyta; Magnoliopsida; Lamiales; Lamiaceae
Product: casein kinase II subunit beta-1-like
Cellular component (GO): cytoplasm; protein kinase CK2 complex
Molecular function (GO): protein kinase regulator activity
Source: RefSeq, a predicted model, not a curated record